Molecule: messenger RNA, 3583 nt
Organism: Oncorhynchus kisutch (coho salmon)
Lineage: Eukaryota; Metazoa; Chordata; Actinopteri; Salmoniformes; Salmonidae
Product: coiled-coil domain-containing protein R3HCC1L
Exons: 8
Coding region: 122-1159 (345 amino acids)
Source: RefSeq, a predicted model, not a curated record
UAGUAUUACGUAAUAUACAUGCGACAGUAUGUUUUUUUCCCCUUCUAAUUCUAAACAUCCGGCGGUUUGCUGUUCGGUUGAUAUCUAGCCAAGUGAUAAGCUACAGAUUAAGGACAGUUGUAUGGUGAUGGAGGAGGAACAACCUCAAGAGGACUGCGCCCAACCUCAGCCCUCCGCGUCCUGCUCCAAGAAGCCAGACAAGCCCCUCUACCAGCCCAAGAAGAAGCAGGACGGCCCCAAAGAUAAGGCUCAAACCCAGGGAGACGGCAAACCAAAGCCCAGGCCUCGCUACACGGACAAGGCCCGAAAGAAUGCCAAGAACAAGAAGGACAAAGGAGGGAAGACGGGAGGAGACGGGAAUGGAGUCCUAAACGGUGAGGCCAAACUGGAGGAGACGGUAGAAGAAGGAGGAGGCAACGCGGGGCCACAGAAUGACGGACAGGCUGCUACAGCCAACCAGGGAGGAGAUGGAGAUGUGGGUUCGCGACUGGAGACGGGGAGCAAGAGUUCUCCGUCUGAGAGAGAAGGGGGACCCCGGGAGGGGAUAGAGGCAGGCCCUCAGGAAGAGGAGGAUGAGGAGAGCUGGGACGCUCUCUUUGAUGACGAAGGAGAGUGUUUGGAACCCCAUGUGCUAGAGGAGCUGGCCAUAAAGCAGGGCAGGAAGAAGCGGCCGGUGCAGGAGGCCAGGUUUGACUACUACAGCUUGGAUCAGGACAGAGAGGGGGAUGAUGACACUGAGCUCACGGAGGAUGAGUUGUCUAACAUCAUAGAAAUCUACGACUUCCCCACAGAGUUUAAGACUGAAGACCUGGUCAAAUCCUUCCAGGCCUACCAGCAGAGAGGCUUUGACAUCCAGUUUGUGGACGAUACACACGCCCUGGCUCUCUUCAACAGCCCCAUAGCAGCUCGGGAGGCUCUGAGGACCAAACACCCGCUGUUGAAGGUCAGGUCUCUGGCUAAAGCCUCCGUCACCACCAGGGCCAAGGCUCGCAGCUGCUCAGACUACCUGCUCCCUACUAAGGAGCGUCCCCAGACCAGUGCAGUGUUGGCCCGCAGGCUGGUGAUGGGGGCGCUGGGCGUCAAGAGUCCCCAGAGCAAAGAGCACCGUGAAGCAGAGAGAAAAAAACUGCAAGAUGCCAGAGAAGCGUCUGGCAGCUAAACAGAGAGACGACGCCUGGGAAGGGAAAGCCUGAUGGAGAGGAACCACUUCCCGGCUUCUGCCCUCCAUCCCAUCCUCCCUUCACCGUAGGGACUAGACACACCUCUGUCCCCUCUGCCCUCCAUCCUCCCUCCACCGUAGGGACUAGACACACCUCUGUCCCCUCUGCCCUCCAUCCCAUCCUCCCUCCACUGUAGGGACUAGAUACACCUCUGUCCCCUCUGCCCUCCAUCCCAUCCUCCCUCCACCGUAGGGACUAGACACACCUCUGUCCCCUCUGCCCUCCAUCCUCCCUCCACCGUAGGGACUAGACACACCUCUGUUCCCUCUGCCCUCUGCCCUCCAUCCCAUCCUCCCUCCACCGUAGGGACUAGACACACCUCUGUCCCCUCUGCCCUCCAUCCUCCCUCCACCGUAGGGACUAGACACACCUCUGUCCCCUCUGCCCUCCAUCCCAUCCUCCCUUCACCGUAGGGACUAGACACACCUCUGUCCCCUCUGCCCUCCAUCCCAUCCUCCCUCCACCGUAGGGACUAGACACACCUCUGUCCCCUCUGCCCUCCAUCCUCCCUUCACCGUAGGGACUAGACACACCUCUGUCCCCUCUGCCCUCCAUCCCAUCCUCCCUCCACCGUAGGGACUAGACACACCUCUGUCCCCUCUGCCCUCCAUCCUCCCUUCACUGUAGGGACUAGACACACCUCUGUUCCCUCUGCCCUCCAUCCCAUCCUCCCUUCACCGUAGGGACUAGACACACCUCUGUCCCCUCUGCCCUCCAUCCCAUCCUCCCUCCACCGUAGGGACUAGACACACCUCUGUCCCCUCUGCCCUCCAUCCUCCCUUCACCGUAGGGACUAGACACACCUCUGUUCCCUCUGCCCUCCAUCCUCCCUCCACUGUAGGGACUAGACACACCUCUGUCCCCUCUGCCCUCCAUCCUCCCUCCACCGUAGGGACUAGACACACCUCUGUUCCCUCUGCCCUCCAUCCUCCCUCCACCGUAGGGACUAGACACACCUCUGUUCCCUCUGCCCUCCAUCCUCCCUCCACCGUAGGGACUAGACACACCUCUGUCCCCUCUGCCCUCCAUCCCAUCCUCCCUCCACCGUAGGGACUAGACACACCUCUGUUCCCUCUGCCCUCCAUCCUCCCUCCACUGUAGGGACUAGACACACCUCUGUCCCCUCUGCCCUCCAUCCCAUCCUCCCUUCACCAUAGGGACUAGACACACCUCUGUCCCCCUCCCCCCCUACACAGGGCAGCUGUACUGAAGCCACACUGGACUGAACAGAACUGAACUCAGCCAAAGCCCAGAGUUUGUUGGCAGAACUUUUUCUCUUGAAACCUGGUCAGCUUUAGAUUAAUCAUCACUACUAACAUUGAUAACAGGGUCAUAUGGAGGUUAGGGGUCAUAUGGAGGUUAGGGGUCAUAUGGAGGUUAGGGGUCAUAUGGGAGGCUCCCAUGCAGGGUAACCAGGGUUAUUAUGGAUGAGCGUAUAGUACAGGGAUGCGCUGCGGGGUUUUGCACCCACCCAAAACACCUGCUGUGCUGAUUCACCUAAUUCAUGAAGAAUAGUUUUAUUUGUUGUUUUGUUAGUGGUGGGCUGGAACAAAACCCUGCACACAUACAGCAGACUGAUGGCCCUGUGUAAGACGUGAUGUUAUCAACAACCACCAGUGGAUGCUAGACAGAACAGUGUGACAGUUAAACAGUAAGGUGGUGUCCCCUCCAGGGGUCAGCUCCAUUUAGAUUCCACUCACAGAACAGUGUGACAGUUAAACAGUAAGGUGGUGUCCCCUCCAGGGGUCAGCUCCAUUUAGAUUCCACUCACAGAACAGUGUGACAGUUAAACAGUAAGGUGGUGUCCCCUCCAGGGGUCAGCUCCAUUUAGAUUCCACUCACAGAACAGUGUGACAGUUAAACAGUAAGGUGGUGUCCCCUCCAGGGGUCAGCUCCAUUUAGAUUCCACUCACAGAACAGUGUGACAGUUAAACAGUAAGGUGGUGUCCCUUCCAGGAGUCGGCUCCAUUUAGAUUCCACUCACAGAACAGUGUGACAGUUAAACAGUAAGGUGGUGUCCCCUCCAGUUAGACAGAACAGUGUGACAGUUAAACAGUAAGGUGGUGUCCCCUCCAGGGGUCAGCUCCAUUUAGAUUCCACUCACAGAACAGUGUGACAGUUAAACAGUAAGGUGGUGUCCCCUCCAGGGGUCAGCUCCAUUUAGAUUCCACUCACAGAACAGUGUGACAGUUAAACAGUAAGGUGGUGUCCCCUCCAGGGGUCAGCUCCAUUUAGAUUCCAGCCAGUUCAGAAACUGAAGCGCGUUCCAAGUCCACAUUCUCCUCAUUGAAAAGCAUUGAGGAGAAUUGGAAUUGGAAUUCCGCUGUACUUCCUGAAUUGACAGGAAUUCAAAUGAAACUGAC